Penicillium cataractarum is the source of this 3861-nucleotide messenger RNA. RefSeq names its product putative C2H2 finger domain protein. Bases 1 to 3861 code for a protein of 1286 amino acids. Lineage: Eukaryota; Fungi; Ascomycota; Eurotiomycetes; Eurotiales; Aspergillaceae. The transcript has a single exon. The record is from RefSeq and is a predicted model, not a curated record.
AUGCCUGGGAAUCUAUAUACCAACUCCUCCGACCUGGCUCAAAGCAAUCUGCAUCCACUCAAUGAUUUCCCCUCAUCGGGCCCUCUCUCGCCUCCGUCCGAAGACGGCUCGCCAAAUCAAUCGCUCGCUACAUGGGCCAAACUCUCCCGCAACCUGCCCAAAACCGACUUGAACCUCACUCUGAACCAGAAAAUGUCUUCGAGCCCCUACGCGCGCCAGUCUCCCGCUGUCGCGGCGGGUCACCACCACGUGCCGCUGGAACUCAAUACCGCAGACCCAUAUCUCUCGGCGCAAUCAGACCCAGAAGAAAGUGACUUUCACGCCAGCGCGAUUCGACUUACCCCCGUCAAUGGUAGUCCGAAUCAUACGUCCUCGCCGUACGACGAGGCCCGUCGCCCCUCUAUCACGUCGCAGGGCUAUUUGGCCCCAGGAGGAAAUGAUUAUCCGGACGCUAGCUCCAGCACCUCCGCAACUAACCCGACGGAGGGCUUUUUGGACCCGACAGAGGUGAUGGUCAAUUUCUCCGAUCUCUCCAACGAAGCGUCUCCUUUGGUCUUUGGCACGGGGCAGAAUGCGGCUGCGGCUAGUAAUGCGCAAUGGCUGCCGUCCAUCCCAGUUAAUACGACACAGUUCCUGGACCCAGAACAGGCCAUGCCCAGCCCGUCCUCCGUGCCGGAGACCGCGACAGUCCAGAACAAUAGCAAUCCCGCGCUGCCAACGCAGGCGUUGUUCGUUGCGCCGCAACAGUCUGGUAUCAGCUCGAAUCCGGCGUAUGGCCCGUCUAGACUCACCGUGUCGACUAACCAUGUAUCGAACAAUGAUUUGACAUCUCCAUCUUCGAGAGGCCGAAGUCCCAUCAUUACUAUUUCGAGGACAUCCCGAGGAGAUUCGCCAGUUGAGAAUGCGCCCGAAACACGACCCAGCCGAUCGCUGCUGUCACCCAUCGGCCCCGACGAUAUGUCCAAUGGGUAUGACGAUGACAACGACGACCACCGCUCCAUCUCUUCUGUAUCCGUGAUUCCCUCGCACAACGGAACUUAUGUGCGAACUCCCAGCGCGAUCCGUCGCGGCCUGGAUCCGUUCUCGCGAGGAGACGAAUACGGACCAAGCCCGAAUGAGAUCCAGGGUAAGCGCGAGCAGGAGCAGAAAAACGCAGAAAUCGGUCGCUGGACGGAAACCGUGUUACCAGCCAACGGCGAAGCGGGCGACGGACCUGCAACCCAAUCUCGAGGACGCAUUCAACCUCCUAACCGGAUUCGCGCGCUCAGUACGGGAGACAGGCCUCUCCAGCAAGCAGACUACUUCAAUCUCAAUGCGGCCGAUCGCUCAGUUCUGGGCCCUGGUCAGAUGUUGCAUGAGAGUAGCGAUGACGGUAUCAUGAGCGAGGACGAUUCGGAUGGCAGCACGGCGCCAGACUCUCUCCCUGCGCUUGCAGAUGAUCACGGAUUGUACGAUUACUCUACCGCGGCUGAGUAUACCUCCCAGCAAGUCGCAUCUCCAGACGAAAGCUUCCCUCUUUACCCGUGGCACGAUGCGCCCCGCGACCCAAUGCGCAGAGAAGAUAUGAGGCAGCCCCGGAGUUCCGCAGCGGCAAUGGCCACGUACGAGAUGCGUGCAAAGGAGCAAGACGCUGCUUCUAUCACGGCGACUAUCGACAAGGACAGUAUAUUCAACUUUAGUACCGGGUUCGAGCGGUCUCUGAGAAUCACGGAUGCCCCCAAGAAACACGGGAGUUGGAGCAGUAGCUUUUUCAAGCGCGGUGUUCAGCAGGCGCAGCAGAGGAUCAAGAGACAAGCUUCAGACCUGUCACUUGCCAGUGCGCACACUAAUGUGCAACCUGGUGGCCCGGAACCACCACAACCUCAGCGAAAGGAAAGCGCCGGCUCAAGCUACCGACAUCGACUAAGCUUGUCGAGUAAGCAUUCACCGAAACCUCACAGUCGCUCUCCGAGCUUGACCAAUGCGCUCAUGUCCAUGACUGGGCAGAUGGCUGCCGUCGGAGGCAGUCAUUCCGUUCAAGCGGUGUCUCCUCACGCGGACGCCAGCCCCAAGGCCUUCCCAGCCAAAUGGGGUCGUGAUCGAGCAAAGAGCGAGGUUCCCCGGCCGACAACGCCAGGUUUACUGGAUCUCAUGACGACGCAUGGCGGUCCACCCGUAGCCAGCCUCUCUCGCUACUGCAAAGUAGAGCCGGAUGUGGUUGAGCCGCGUGUCGAUAUGGCACCGUCAUCACUUGAAGUGCCUGGCGCUGAUGAUGACGAGGAUAUGGAUGCUUGCGAUGAGGAGAAGGGACUCGUCAUGGAAUUCCCAGCUAUCUCCCGCUUGCCAGUUCCCACCAUGGAAGGCUUCAAGUCACAGAUCAUGCAGUUGAACCCGCGCCUCGAACCCGCGUUGAUCAAUCGCUUUGCCGGCGAACAAGUGCGGCGGCAUCGCAAGCUGAUCGAAUACCAGCAGAAGCACGCUGCAGCCGUAGCCAAGGGUUCCUGCAAGUCGGGCAAUUUUUGCCUCGCGCUAGGUGGACAAGCACGUUUGCUACCGCAGCGUAAGACAGCAGCCGACGUUGAGAGUGGACAGACCCAAUUCCGAGUCACGGAUGGCCAUGAUCAGUCAUAUCUCGGCAGCGAAGGGGUCGUUGCCGCGGCCCAGUUCCCCCCUGGCGUCCCCCUGCCUCCCGUCUCUCGACUACCAGCCGAGUUUGAGUGUCCCGUCUGUUUCCAAGUCAAGACCAUCCACAAGCCGUCCGAUUGGUCCAAGCAUAUCUUUGAGGACAUCCAACCCUUCACGUGUACGUUUCCCGGGUGCACGGAGCCCAAGUCCUUCAAGCGCAAGGCCGACUGGGUCCGCCAUGAGAGUGAGCGACAUCGACAACUCGAAUGGUGGUGCUGUUCAUAUCGUGACUGUACGCACAAGUGCUAUCGUAAGAACAAUUUCAUCCAGCAUCUGGUUCGCGAGCAUAAACUGUCCGACCCCAAAGCCGCUCAGGGUAAGGGUGCGGGUGUUGGCGACAGUUCUCCAAAGAUAGUCGAUCAGUUGGUCGAGGAAUGCAAACAUACCACGCAGGAUACCCCCUCCCAAGAGCCCUGUCGCUUCUGCGGAAAUAAUUGUGGCACCUGGAAGAAGUUAACGGUGCACCUGGGGAAACACAUGGAGCAGUUGGCCAUGCCAGUUCUGGAACUUGCUAAGCAGAGCUGCGCCUCGCAGGGCCAAGGCCACGGCGUGUCGGCGCCGAUCGGCACCGUGACCCCCUUCAACAACAAUACCAGCUCUGACGCCGUUCAAACGCGAGUCCACGCUCAAGGCCAAACUCAAACCCAAACCCAAACCCAUGCCACGAGCCAGGGUCAAGCAUACUAUGGCGACAUUCCAAGUUUCAGCAUCGUCAGCAUGACAGGCGGCGAGAUCUCGAUGGAACCCGAAUCGAUGAUGGAGCCAGAAUCCCUGAUCGAUCCUCUGCAGGCUGGCGAUCAGUUCUCGGGGUACGCACUGGACCCGUUUGAUCCGAGCUCCCAUGCCCAAGCCACGUCUUCGGCCACGCUCCACCCACAAGGCCACGCUCACCCUCACCCUCAUGCUCAUGCCCAUUCCCAUGCUCAUUCCCAUAACCCCUCGCAUCAAGACUCGGCCUCAUAUCCGCCCCUCUCCAUCCCGUCCCGCUCCGCGGAUCUAAAUCUCGCCCCAAACUCGUACUCGGUCUCUUCCCACCUGCCCCCACAGACGAUGGCGGAGCUUGGGACUGGUCCCACGCCGACUCAGGGCUCGCUUUAUCCGGCGCAGCAGGCGGGGUAUCAAACAUACCAAUCCGUCGCGCCAAAUAGCCCGUAUAUGUCCGGGCAGUAUAGUUCGAGUUAUUCGUCGCAGAUGUGA